UUCAAAUAACCCUAACAACUUCAAGAUCAGCAUGAAUCCAAAUAGUCUUGACAGGCUUAUUUUUUUAUUCUGAAAAUAUUUGAAAGGUAAUUUCCUGUUCCUGGUCGCAUGUAUGUUGAUCAUCGUAUGGCUCUCUUAACGUCACGUCACGGUAACAAAAAUUAACACAUUUUAGUACCAAUGGGAGGCAAAAAUAAACAGCGAACGAAAGGAAACGUUCGGCCGUCCAGUAGCGGCAGGGCUGCUGAAGUAUUGACCCGGGAAGGUGGCGCCAUCCCAGGUUUUGUUGGCUUCGACACCACGCUCACGUCGGAGUUGAGCUAUGUCCCUGCUUUGCAUGGCGCCGAGGAGAUUGACAACCUGGUCGAUGCAGACUUCAGACUAGUGCUUAGGAAACUGUCCAAGAGGGAUGUUGUCACCAGACUUAAAGCUGUACAGGAUUUUGGAUCCAUGUGUCAAGAGAGGGAUGCUGAGGAUGUUAAAGGGGUCCUUCCGUAUUGGCCUAGGAUUUACUGCAAGAUUUCAGUGGACCACGAUCGUCGCAUCAGGGAGGCCACACAGCUUGCCUUAGAGCAGCUUGUGCUGAAAGUGCGUCGCAGCUUGGCUCCCUUUCUGAAGAGCCUGAUGGGCCACUGGAUUCUUUCCCAGUGUGACACGUACACGCCCGCAGCCUCUGCCGCACGCCGAGCCUUCCAGGCUGCCUUCUCAACCGCCAAACAGCCAGAGGCCCUCAGCUUUUGCAGAGAUGAGAUCCUUAAUGUACUUCAAGAUGUUUUAUUAAAAGAUACUGCAGACACACUCAGCGAUCCUCAAAGUGUGACUGAGGAGGAGCGAGAAGCCAAAUACAUGCGCAUGCUGACCAGUUCUCUGCUGGGGGUGAAAAGACUGCUCUCUCUGCUGCCCCAGAAUGACAUGAUGGCCAUGGAGCAGAGACUCGCUCUUCUUAUGAGCCCCGCAAAGUUCUGGAAGUACAGCAGACACAAGGCACCGCAGGUCAGAGGGGCGUUCUUUGAGAUGCUGUGCGCUGUGUGUGAGUUAACACCAGAGCUCGCCCAGGCAGAAGCGGCACGUCUCUGCCCGGCUGUCCUCCUCAGCAUAGACGACACAGAUCCUUUGGUGCUGCCCGCCGUAUGGGAGGCAGUUCUUCAUGUUGUGUCCCGCUUACCUGAAUGUUGGACACAUGUGAAUGCUAAGAAAGGCUUUUUGCCAAAACUGUGGGCUCUGUUAAAAGAAGGGGGCAAAGGCAUGGCGAAAGCCCUCCACCCUAAUUUGAUGCCAUUCCUCAGUAAACUGCCACAACAGGUCACCAAUCCAGCCUUGGACUUCUACACCACCUUUUUUACCUCACUCAUACUUGGUAUUUCCAGUGAGCGCGCCGCCAGUAGCCCCUCAGAGAGCGCCGUCAUUGUGACUUCCAUCGUAGAGUGCCUGAGAUUCUGCAUCAUUCGCCAUGCAGCAGAGGAUGAGGAGAGUCAUCAGCGCAAAAUAUGCUCGAUGCUUAUUUCACAGCAGCUUUUGCCGCUUCUCGAAAUGGCUCUUGAGAACCCUACACUACAGAAUGGUCCCCUUUUCCUCCUGGUUACUGAAAUGCUCGUUUCCUGGGAGAAGAGGGCUGGCCCUGAAUCCAAAGACAGCAAGGAUGUCUUUCAUGGACUUGUGGCAGACUUCUGGGAGGAGCUUGGCCUUGUGUUCAUUCGCCAUGCAGACAAUGGGGAGGCGAAUCCACAAGCUUUAGAGGGGAUUUCAGCCUUACUGCAGGUGAUGCGCUACCCGGGGAGAGUAAACAGAAGGCACGCACAGAAGAAAAAGUCUGUCAAGAUUUGUUUAUCCGAGUCUGGAGACGAAGACGGUGACGGUGUGGAGGUGAAGCAGACAGAGCUUGUGGCUGCUACUGCGUGCAGCUCCCCGCAGACCUGCCAUUUUGAGAAAGUAGUGCGCCAGCUGGUGCAGCUGUGCCUGGUGCAUGUGAACGAGAGAUGCUCGGAAAGACAUCUUGUAUUCCUCUCGCUUCUACUGCAGUCUUUUCACACCAGCAAUAUCUUCACUACACUGGUCGAACUGGACGACAAGGGCGAGGGCACUGUGAGCAAUCCGGCCGUGCGUUUCCUGCUGGAGCGAGUGGUGCCGUGGCUGGCCGACAAGGAACGGAUGGAAACGGAGCACCUGGUGGAGAUGGUCUUCAGCUCGCUGACUUGCUGUAGCCAACAGGAGACCACCCGCAUCCUCAACCACAUCACCACGAUGGGACUGCACUGCGGAAUCACUCUCCAAAUCAUCCAGCGCGCGUGCGUCGACCAUGACACCCUUGCCAGUUGUAGAGACUGGCUCAAAGGUUCAGUCCUGGGUGAGCAUCUCCUGGGAUUAACUCAGGAGAUCUGCAAGGUCAGACCCAGCCGCUCAGGCUCUGCUUCUCCCACCAACCGCCCUAGCUGGACCCUCAUCAGCCUAGUUCUCUCUCAGCACCACAACAACGAACCUCUGAUUGGGGAGGUGUACAUGGAGAAGAUCUUGGAGAAGCUGCAUGCCACGCUGUCAGAGACCAAAAGCCUAUCGGACGCAGGCAACAUGGAGCCGCUUGUCUCCUUCAUCUGUGACGUGGCCUCCACCUUCUUCUCGUCUGUACAAGAUUGCCUACUACUACCAUCUGCCGAGGACCUCCUGCUCACCGUCUUCCAGCUCAUUUCCCAAGACCAAACGCACACUUACCUAUCAGAUUCGCUCUUGGAUAAAAUGGGGAAGGUGUGCGUUGCUGGGAUUAAGUCGUUGGUGCAAAACUCUGAGUAUGAGGUGAAGGAAGGUGGCUUUCUGCACAGUGCCGCCCUUUGGGUGAAAAGCAGACUACUUACUGUGUCUCUGGAUGUCAAAAGUUUGCAGUAUGUAGUUAUGGCUGUACAAAGCGUAGUGGAGACCAUCACCUCUGUCUGCGAUCAAGAUUCCACCGUCCUCACCCAAUUCUUUACACACUUGAUGCCCAGUGUUACUGGAUGGACCAAACUCAGACAGGCCUUGCCUUCCUACUGGGUCAAGACCCCAUUGCUGACGAGCCGUUAUAGGGGAGUUUGCGACACGCCCUCUGUGGACAUGUGGAAAUUGAAAAUGUCAGAUAUAUUGCCAGGCCACUUGUGUGCAUGUGCGCUGCUAGGAAAGGUGGCACGCACCACCACCCUUUCUUACUCAAAGAACAAUAAAUGCCAGCCGCAUUUGCCUCAUCUCAUACACACAGUUGCAGAGUUGCUAUAUGCGCUGCAGUGGUGUAAGGAAGUGGAGUACACCCCGGCCAUUGUGUCCACCUAUCACAGCCUGCUCACUGAGUGGGGGCUGUCGGAAGGUUUGCAGGGCUUGUUUGCAACCGGAGACCUGUUGGAGACACUCUAUUCAAGAUGUGUUGAGCUGGGCGGUCUGUGGUCUUUGACACUAGAAAACUACAUCCAUCCCAAUAACUUGGCAUAUACUCUAAGUGCCAGCCUGAGCAAGCUGUACAGCCCUGUUGAUAGUUUAUUGCCAGUGACGCAGAGCAAACUCAGCACGCUCCAGGUGCUCUGUCCCACCUUGAGCCAGGAAGACCGAGAAACUCUGGUCACCCUGGCCACUGCGGGAAUCAUCAACUGGGAAGAGGAUGAUGAUGUGUACGGGUGUGUGGCGGUGCUUCUGUGUUGUCUCCAAGCUGACACACAAGUGGAAGAGGAGGUAGUGCAGGCUGUUCUGGCCACCAUGAUGGAGUGGAGGAACCGUAAGGAAGACUGGUUCCUCUUCGGCAGUGACCUGUCUAAAGCAACUACACAACAGUUAAACCUGACAUUGGAGCUGAUGCGCUUCCUGUCCUGGCUGGUGAAACACUGGCCGACAGUUCUCAACAGUAGCCAGUGGGAUUUCCUACUCUGUGCUAUGUUGGCGUGGUUGGAGACUGUCAGCGAGAAUGUGAGCAGCCUGUGGAAUCCAUGGGUGCAGUUGUUUGCGUGCGAAAGCGCCUCCCUGGUCGUGAAACUGAGCCAGUUCUUUGCAUCGUCUCCGCCUGAUGUCCUGGAGAAGCUGCCAGCGGAACUGGAGGGGGAAUGGAGAGACUUCUUUUUGGACGGAAUCUACAACCUGCUGCUACCCAUGCCUGUCAAGAUCACGGAGGCCUUCAAAGAGCCAGAUGACCCCAUCUUUCCUCUGGCUGUGCUGCAGUCACUCGGUGUGGUGCUGAGCCAUGUGCCGCCGCAGCAGCUGAACCAAAACAACCUGCCGGCAAAAUUCAUAGCGGACCAGAAGACGAACCUCCCGCAGCCUCUUCAGACGCUCCUCAACACUUUCUGUCCUCUGCUGCUGUUCAAGGCCAGGCCUCUACAAGUCACCGUCUAUCACUUAUUGGCAAAGGUCAUGCCUCAGCUGCCUGAAUGUGACGGGGAAGGAGACGGCAACAAGUCAGAAGACGAGGGAGAUGAGACAAGCCUUUCUCCUCCGGCUGCUCUGAUGGCCGUGUUGUCAACCUGCGAGGAGUUGUGCGACAGCAUCCUGGCAGGACUUCAAGUAGGAGAGUUUGCCCUGGUCUCACCUCAUAGUGUGGAGUUCUCUUGCAUCCUGGGCUACCUGCUAGCCUGGAAGCUGCUUCUUACCUUUUUCAAGUCCUCGCCCUCACAUCUGCGCGCCCAUUACGCCCAGUAUCUCAAGAAAACCUGCUCCCUCAACAAGCUCCUUCUCCACCUUUUCAAACUGAUGCCUGAGAACCCCAUCUACCUGGGCCAAGGACCAGAACCUCGAGACUCCAAAACCUUCUUCACAGAGAGUCUCACUCUGGCGGUUGACAAAAGGGAUAACAUUGAAUGGGAGCUCCCCCACCUGGCGUGCAGCGUGUACUACAGCACAGUCCAGGACCUGCCCGCCAUGGUGCGACUGUGGUGGAAUAGUCAGGAAAAGCGCGUGAGCGGCGCUGUGGAGAAGUUCACCACCAAACACGUGAGCCCAGUUCUCUCGGCGGCGGAGAUCUCAUCUGUCCACGGCAGCAUGCAAAUGUUUGACAGCAUGACGGUAAAAGCUCGCUCUGCUGCCAGGGAGGUGAUCGCCACCUAUUCUGUGGAUGAUAUUUUUAUCGAGCUGGUGAUUCAGCUGCCACAAAACUACCCUCUGGGCUCCAUCGUGGUGGAGAGUGGUAGGCGGGUGGGCGUCUCUGUGCAGCAGUGGAGGAACUGGAUGCUGCAGCUCAGCACCUACCUCACGCAUCAGAAUGGCAGCAUAAUGGAGGGCCUGGCACUGUGGAAGAACAAUGUGGACAAGCGUUUUGAGGGAAUAGAGGACUGUAUGAUCUGCUUCUCGGUUAUCCACGGCUCCAACUACUCGCUGCCCAAGAAGGCUUGUCGCACUUGCAAGAAGAAAUUCCACUCUGCAUGCUUGUACAAAUGGUUCACAUCCAGCAACAAGUCCACUUGUCCACUGUGCAGGGAGACCUUCUUCUAAUGGACAGCCUCUAUCUAUUCUGAUUAUUACUAGCUGAUCAUCAUGGUGGGAGUUCACUCUUGACACCCCUUUUUGACCAAAAAUUAGGUUUGUAUGGUAAUGCAAAAUUGUUUAUCUCUUUGCUCAUCUCUCUGUGAGUCGUCACACACAAAAAGUGUAUAUAUUGAUGUGAAAAAGUGUUUGCCCCCUUCCGGAUUUCUUAUUUUUUUUGCAUGUUUGUCACACUUAACCGUUUCAGAUUAUCAAACAUAUAUUAGUCAGUGACAACACAACUGAACAUAAAAUGCAGUUUUUAAAUGAAAUUGUUAUUUUUAGUAAGGGAGAAAAAAAAUCCAAACCUACAUGGCCCUGUGUGAAAAAGUGAUUGCCACCUAAACCUAAUAACUGGUUGGGCCACCCUUAGCAGCAACAACUGCAAUCAGGCGUUUGCCAUAACUUGCAAUGAGUCUCUUACAGCGCUGUGGAGGAAUUUUGGCCCACUCAUCUUUGCAGAAUUGUUGUAAUUCAGCCACACUGGAGGAGUUUUCCAGCCUUUUUAAGGUCAUGCCACGGGAUCUUAAUAGGAUUCAGGUCAGGACUUUGACUAGGCCACUCCAAAAUCUUCAUUUUGUUCUUCCUCAGCCAUUCAGAGGUGGACUUGCAGGUUAGUUUUGGAUCAUUGUCCUGCUGCAGAACCCAAGUUGGUUUGAGCUUGAAGUCAUGAACAGAUGGCCGGGUAUUCUCCUUCAGGAUUUGUUGGUAAACAGCAGAAUUCAUGGUUCCAUUUAUCACAGCAAGUCUUCCAGGUCUUGAAGCAGCAAAACAGCCCCAGACCAUCACACUACCACCACUAGAUUUUACUGUUGGUAUGAUGUUCUUUUUCUGAAAUGCGCCAUUACUUUUAUGCCAGAUGUAAUGUUAAAAUUUUGUCUCGUCAGACCACAGAGUAUUUUCCCAAAGGUCUCAGGGAUCAUGAAGAUGUUUUCUGGCAAAAUUGAAAUGAGCCUUAUUGUUCUUUUUGUUCAGUAGUGUUUUUCGUCUUUGAACUCUGCCAUGCAGGCCGUGUUAGCCCAGUGUCUUUAUGUUGUUGUGGGGUCUUUUGUGACCUCUUGGAUGAGUCUUCACUGAGCUCUUGGACUAAUUUUGGUUGGCCGGCCUCUCCUGGGAAGGUUUACCACUGUCCCAUGUUUUCAUCAUCAUCAUGUUUUCAUCAAGCAAUCACUUUUUAACACAGGGCAGAGUAGGUUUUGACUUUUUUCUCCCUUAAGAACAAGUUCCAUUUAAAAACUGCAUUUUGUGUUCAGUUGUGUUUUCAUUGACUAAUAUUUAAAUUUGUUUGAUCUAAAACAAAAGUAAAAGUGUCACAAACAUGCAAAAAAAAAAAAGAAAUCGGGAAGGGCGCAAACACUUGUAUGUGUGAACUCAAUCAUUUUACACACUGAAAGAAGAGUUUACAGUGUAGUAUCCAAUCAAGGUUAUAUAUAGAUAAUUUUCCUAAUAUUUAGGAGUGUAAACACAUGAAUGCGACACAAACAGGUCUAAGACUUCAUCUUUGUAGAUGAUUUUAAUUUGAAAUCGCAAAUAUCCAGCCUGAAUGAUUCUUCCUAUGACGUCUGAUUGCAGCUGAACAUCAUGCUGGGAUAAGAGAGAAUAAAAUGCAGUUGGAUGGAUAUUUAAUUGGGUCAUUUGUUUGUGGUGUAAUUAUUCCAAAUUCAUAACGAUCGGCUCUUUAAAGAGAUGUGAAAAUUGUUAUUUUUGGUGUCUUAUGAAACACUCCCCAGUAACAUUAGCACAGUGGUUCACAGCACGUCAGAAAUAUUUGACUUUGUAUUUGUAUAAAUUAUUAAAUCAUUAAAUUGUUUGACAUUU
Molecule: messenger RNA, 7281 nt
Organism: Dunckerocampus dactyliophorus (ringed pipefish)
Lineage: Eukaryota; Metazoa; Chordata; Actinopteri; Syngnathiformes; Syngnathidae
Gene: ltn1
Product: listerin E3 ubiquitin protein ligase 1
Exons: 32
Coding region: 181-5433 (1750 amino acids)
Biological process (GO): rescue of stalled cytosolic ribosome; ribosome-associated ubiquitin-dependent protein catabolic process
Cellular component (GO): cytosol; RQC complex
Molecular function (GO): ubiquitin protein ligase activity; zinc ion binding; ribosomal large subunit binding
Source: RefSeq, a predicted model, not a curated record